AUGGCGCGCUCCAGAGCAUGGGACGGCUCCGAAGUUCACGACGACCACAUCGACUUCCUCCGCCAGACGCAGCGGCUGCCCGGCAAAGAUUACGUGAAGUGCGAGCUCACGGAGGAGUGGCGGUUCGGCAAGGAGACGUAUUCACGCGCCGACCCCACGCCUAUGAGCCCCCUCCUCCAGCCGGCAGCCGGCGCCGCGGGGCCGGAGCGCCAAUUCCUCCCCGACCGAGUGGAGAGAGACGUCGAUGACCCUGACUUGGGGGCGGCGGCCUUGGAGGACGACGCCGAGGGAGGAGGCGGCAAAGCAGGCGGCUCGAGGCUCAGAGCCAGCCUCGAGGACUGGCCCGACGAUGAUGCGGGGGAAGUCGCCCCACGCCACCAGCCAGGGUUCGGCCAGCCAGGUGCGAGCUCGUCUGCCGCGCCGGAUGCCCAAGGCAGCGCGAAGAAACGCAGGGCCGCGCCGAGCUUGUUCGGCAGCCAGCCGAAGAAGCCCAAGGGCUCGUCCGCGGCGACUAAGCGGGAUGAUGCGGCCGUGAAGGCCAUCCGCUUCCGCAAGGCGGUGAAGGAGCCGCAGCUGUCGGCCGCCGCCUCCAUCGUGGGGUCAGCGGAGACCUCCACCACCACUCGGCGGAUCGAUCCAGCCGCCGACCUCCGGGAGUCGACGGAGCGGAACGCGGGGGAAGUGCGCAAGGAGCACGGAGCCGCCCGCCUGGAGAAGGCGGAAAUGAAGAAGGUGGAGGCUGCCGCCCUGAAGAAACUGGCGGAGGCCGAGGCAGCUGACGCGGCGAAGAAGCAGGCUGAGGAGGCCGCCCGCCGCCAGUCGGCAGUGUUCGUCACUCCCCUGAACUCCGCGCCGCCACCGCCGGAGUUCAUGGCGCAGACUGGGGAAGCCGGCGACGAGCACCCGAUCAUGGAGAGGGACGGCGAAGCCAACGCCGCCUUGCAGCAGCAGCUAGGCAAAGCCAACACCGCGCUGCACGCUAAGGAGGAGGAGUGCGGCAAGCUGGCUGAAGAGCGUGACCGGCUUGUCGCGCAAGUGGCGGAACAGGCAGAGCUUCUCAAGAAGGCCCAGAAGGAGGCGGAGGACAAGGAGGCCGGCCUCCUUGCCGAGUUCGCGACCGAACGCUCCGCCUGGACAGAAAAGGAGACUUCUUCCCUGGUCACUCGGACGCCGCCAAUCAGGCCACUGAAGCUGAUCGCGAAGGACGGAGGGCGGAAGGCGCACAGAUCGCUGCCGACGCCCCCCGGACCCUUAGCGAGCAGCUCCUGA
Molecule: messenger RNA, 1269 nt
Organism: Aegilops tauschii subsp. strangulata
Lineage: Eukaryota; Viridiplantae; Streptophyta; Magnoliopsida; Poales; Poaceae
Source: RefSeq, a predicted model, not a curated record